UUGUUUCCUCAGUCGUCAGGGUUAGUGAAGGAGAGAGCGAGUGAGGGAGUGAGUGAGGGAGCGAGGGAGGUACUUUGUACUUUGUUACUUCGUGGGAACCUUGGCUCUGAUCCUGUCAUUGUGCUCAGUGUUGACCUUUGGCGUGGACCUGGGCACUAGCGGUCUGUUGGAGUAUCAGACUGUUAGAGUAUCUGACUGUUGAACUAUCGGUCUAUUGGACUAGCCGUCUGUUGAACACGAGUUGUAUUGGACUAUCAGUCUGUUGGACUAUCGGUCCGUUAGAGUAUCAGACUGUUGGACCAUCUGUCUAUUGGACUAUCGGACUGUUAGACUUCGGUCUAUUGGACUAUCGCACUGUUGGACUAUCGGUCUAUUGGAGUAUCAGACUGUUGGACUAUCGGACUAUUGGACCAUACACUGUUGGACUAUCGGUCUAUUGGACCAUACACUGUUGGACUAUCGGUCUAUUGGACCGUGGAGAUUUCCCUGUUGUUGUUAGCUGCCCUGUGGAUACUUGCAAGACAGGACUGUGAUUCUCCCUGGCUGGGCUAUUGUUUGUUGUUGUUGUUGUUAUUGUUGUUACGGCCCAAAGUGGUUUUGAACUUAUUUCGGCUGUGUCGUGGGAUAGAGCUAGAUUCUAGAUCUAGUACAGGAUAUCGGCCGGCGUGUAUCGUUGAGUGGUCGUGUGGCGCCGCCUGAUAGAGGCGCAACUACCCCCUUGCAGAUAUGAGGCAUGGGAAGAAAGCCAGCGAACCCUCCCUCCUGGGCGGCCUGACCCAAUCUGCCGGCUCCAAGCACGUGACAGCCCCACGCUCACUGGUCAGCUCCACGGACGGUCAUCUGUCCACUCUGUCCAGCGCGCUCUCCUCGGACGGGGACGUGGUCAAGCUGAGGAAGGCCUCCCACAGGGACAAGGAGAACAGUCUGCCCCAAGGUCUGAGGCCAGUUCCCCGGAGCCCAGCAUGCCGGCCGAGCGCCGCGCGGGUCAAGAGCUGACCGGCCCUGACCACAAGAUGGGAGGUCGCCACAGCCCCUGGACUGACCAGCAGGCAGGGGAGAGGGCCAGCAAUGUGGACACGCCCACCGGGCCGCCUGUCAACGGACACGGGCCCAAGUACCCCACGGGGGAUGUGGAGAAGG
Molecule: messenger RNA, 1140 nt
Organism: Aplysia californica (California sea hare)
Lineage: Eukaryota; Metazoa; Mollusca; Gastropoda; Aplysiida; Aplysiidae
Product: disks large-associated protein 4
Biological process (GO): signaling
Cellular component (GO): glutamatergic synapse; postsynaptic specialization
Molecular function (GO): molecular adaptor activity
Source: RefSeq, a predicted model, not a curated record